Messenger RNA from Drosophila takahashii, 785 nucleotides. It is a transcript of the gene h-cup, whose product is annotated as heineken-cup. Lineage: Eukaryota; Metazoa; Arthropoda; Insecta; Diptera; Drosophilidae. The record is from RefSeq and is a predicted model, not a curated record.
AGUUUCUAACGAUGGAAGGUCCGACGUUUCCCGGACCCAGAGGCACACUUAUCCAGCGGACCAUGGACAUUGCCGUCAGCCUGGCCGAACUGGAGGCCCGGACCGAUGAGCUCUUGAUUGAUGCAGAGAAAGUGGACCAGGAUUUGGCCAAUUGUCGCAAGUUCCGGGAGGAGCAGCUGCUCAAGUACCUGGCGGAGACCAAUAGCGACGAGGAGCAGAUGCAGAUGCUGCGGGAGAACAUGGAACUCAAGGAGACUGCCGAUGAGUUUUACACGGGAAUGGCGCUGAUCAUGGAGAAGUACCGGGAGCACAGCGAGGGCGAUAUGUUCAUCGAUAGCUAUCAGCUGAAGGAGCGCUACUUGGCCGGUUUGGCGGAGGUUGUGCGGGCGCAGGAUGCCCGAAUCGAGAAUAUGCUGGAGCUGAUGAAGAUCACCGCCGAUCUGGAGGAUCGCAGCAGUGACGAGAACCAGGAAAUCAUCCGUAAGCUGAGCGGGGAAAAUGAGCAGAUGCGCCGCCAGCUGCAGAUUAGCAGCACCGAUGAGGUUUUCCGCCAGGGUAACCUCGCCUCCAGCGAGAGUAGCACCCAGUUCGAGCCAAGUGAUUCCAUGGAGGCCAAUAGCAUCUGCAGCCUGGAGAGCUUCCUCUCCUGCCUCUCGCCGAGCUAUAUGGAUGAUGGGAACGAAGAUGAUGAUGGCUCGUCAUCUAGCUCAUUGGUGAGCCAACUGGAGGUCAUCCGCUUCAUCGAGGAGGCUCUGGCCGAGAAUCCCGAGAAACAGACGGAAUAG